Spea bombifrons (plains spadefoot toad) is the source of this 562-nucleotide messenger RNA. It is a transcript of the gene CENPX, whose product is annotated as centromere protein X. The record is from RefSeq and is a predicted model, not a curated record. NCBI's taxonomy places the organism in Eukaryota, Metazoa, Chordata, Amphibia, Anura, Pelobatidae. Gene Ontology annotation, molecular function: protein heterodimerization activity. Gene Ontology annotation, cellular component: FANCM-MHF complex; Fanconi anaemia nuclear complex. The coding region runs from base 31 to 276 and encodes 81 amino acids. The transcript is spliced from 5 exons. Gene Ontology annotation, biological process: DNA repair; resolution of meiotic recombination intermediates; kinetochore assembly.
GGAGAGGCCUUUGGGCGGGAGACAGGAGGCAUGGAGCGGGAGGAAGAGGUUGUUUCAUUUCGUAAGGACUUGGUCUCCAAACUGCUCCAGCUGCACCUUAAAGAAGACAAAAUGAGAGUGACCUCCGAUGCGUUGGUUCUGUUAGCGGAGAUGCUGAAGGUCUUUGUCCAAGAGACAGCAGCUCGAGCCGCUCGGCAGGCCCACGCCGAGGAGCUACCGGUGGUCGACAUCGAGCAUGUAGAAAAAAUCCUUCCUCAGCUGCUCUUAGAUUUCUAGCUCUUGUGUACGGAUGGAAGCAGCUGCUCUGUUACCCUAUUGGAGAACAAAUCAAACCUCUUGGAGAAGACAAGAACCUGCUUGCGCUCAAGACUCGGACAGCCUCUGGAUGGAGAGUGGUAGAGCCUGCCACCUCCUCGUUCCGUAUUCUAGUGACUUUUCCCUUUGGCUUAAGACUCGCGCACUUAUGUUUUCGGUUUAUAUUCCUACAUCUAAGUCUCUUAAUGAGGAGUCGUGUUUUUGAGGACGUCUAAGAAAUGACCAAUAAAAAAGGUGUUAUGACAUG